Morus notabilis is the source of this 4688-nucleotide messenger RNA. RefSeq lists its product as uncharacterized. NCBI's taxonomy places the organism in Eukaryota, Viridiplantae, Streptophyta, Magnoliopsida, Rosales, Moraceae. The record is from RefSeq and is a predicted model, not a curated record. The transcript has 10 exons. Bases 112 to 4260 code for a protein of 1382 amino acids.
UAGAGGGUUUUUGGUUUCUCAAACCUUCUUUGCCGUUUUAAACCUCCCAAACACAAUUAACACUCCACUUCUUCUCUCCUCUCCUCUUCUCCUCUUCGCAGCACCAAAACAAUGGCGAUGUCUCCUAAACAAGAAGAAGAAGAAGAAGAAAGAGAGCUCUCCGGUAGCGAAGACGACGACGUUUUGGACGAGGACAUGGAAGCCCUAAGGCGUGCCUGUAUGAUCACCGGCACCAAUCCCGACGAUGCCGCCGCCGCCGCCGCAGGAGGAGGAUCCAACUCCGAUGAGGAUGAAAACGCUGAUGAAGACAACGACGGUGAAGACCUUGUGUUGCUUCAGAACAUUCGGAAUCGGUUCUCAAUUCCCUCCGUUGCGUCCGAGCCUCUGUCGAUGAAGCCGCUUUGCACUUUGCCGCUGAGUAUGUCCGAUGAGGAAGGGGACGACGAUUUCGAGACCUUGCGCGCGGUUCAGAAGCGCUUCGCGGCCUAUGAUAAUGAUGCUUUGAAAAAUUUCUCAGAGAAACAAGAACAGGUUUGUUGUAUGUCACCACAGAAGAAGGCUUCCAAUGAUUUAGUUGUUGAUACUUUUGAUGUUUGCAAAGGGCUUUUAGAUUCACAGUUUGCUUGUCAGACCACCCACCUUUUGGAUGACCAUUUGGAAGAGCCGCCUUCUACAUCCAUUGAGUGGCAUCAAACAGAUUCCUCAAAGCCAUCCACGUCUGAACCUAGCUAUUCAAGCUUCCCAAAGUCUGCAAAGGUGUUCAUGGAUGCCAUUAAGAAAAAUAGGUCCUUUCAAAAGUCUUUGCGAAGUAAGCUGAUUCAGAUUGAAGCAAAAAUUGAGGAGAACAAGAAGUUGAAGGAGCGUGUUAAAAUCCUCAAAGACUUUCAGAUUAAUUGCAAAAGAAGGACAGGACGGGCAUUAUCCCAGAAGAAGGAUUCUCGUGUUCAGUUAAUUUCAGUAAAAAAGUCAUUGCCCUCUAAGGAUUCAAAGGUUCAUGAGAAAAAGAUCCCUGCCAUGUAUUAUGGACCAAUAGAAAAUUCUCAUGUUGCAAAUUAUAGAAUCGCUUCAACACAGUUACCACUAUCAUUAGAGCGUAAAAAAUGGUCAGAGGUAGAGAAGAAAAAUCUUGAAAAGGGAAUUCGACAGCAGUUUCAAGAGACGGCACUUCAAAUCAUGCUGGAUCAAUUGAGUGGUACAGGGGAAUCCUCUGGAAACUUGAAUGAUCUUGAUAACAUUUUAUUAUCAAUAAAACAUCUCGACAUCACCCCAGACAAUAUGAGAGAAUUUUUGCCCAAGGUUAAUUGGGAACAAUUGGCUUCCAUGUAUGUUGCGGGACGUUCAGGUGCUGAAUGUGAAGCGAGGUGGUUGAACUUUGAAGAUCCUUUGAUCAAUUGUAACCCAUGGACUGCCCAAGAGGAUAAAAAUCUUUUGAUUCUUGUCCAGAAGAAGGGGAUCAGUAACUGGUUUGACAUUGCUGUAUCGUUGGGAACAAACAGGACUCCUUUUCAGUGCUUGACACGUUACCAGAGGAGUCUGAAUGUUUCCAUAUUGAAAAGGGAAUGGACCAAGGAUGAGGAUGCUAAGCUUCGUUCUGCUGUUGAAGCAUAUGGUGAGGGUGAUUGGCAGUUUGUGGCUUCGGUUUUGGAAGGGUGGACUGGUACCCAAUGCUCCAACAGGUGGAAAAAAUCACUCCAUCCAACCAGGGAAAGAGUAGGCAGGUGGACUCCAGAUGAAGACAAACGACUGAAAGUAGCUCAGAUGCUUUUUGGGCCAAGAAAUUGGAAGAAAAUAGCACAAUUUGUGCCAGGUCGGACAGAGGUGCAAUGCCGAGAAAGAUGGGUCAAUUCUCUAGACCCUUCUUUGAAUUGGGGCAAAUGGACUGCCGAAGAAGAUUCCAAACUAAGAGAAGCCACUGUAAAACAUGGACAUUGUUGGUCUAAGGUUGCUGCAGCUCUUCCAAGACGAACUGAUAAUAUGUGCAGGAGGAGAUGGAAGAGGUUGCAUCCUGAUGAAGUGCAUUUGCUUCAAGCCGCAAGGAAAAUGCAAAAAGCUGCUCUUAUAUGCAACUUCGUAGAUCGAGAGUCAGAGCGUCCUGCCCUUGGCCUUAACGAUUUUUGUCCACUAAUGAUAACCUCUGGCGAGAAAGUAAAUCAUUGUAAGGAACAGUCUGGAAAAUUAAGAAGAGGUCUAAUAUCUGGGAAGAAAAGAAUCAAACCUUCCUGCAAAGUUACAAAGAAUAGGAGAUCUAAGAAGUCGACGGAAAAUGCUCAAACAGGUACAGAGGAAGGCUUGGAGAUAAAUAAUCAUGAUGAGGUUGAAACAUUUGAUGAGCCAGAAGCUACUAUUGAGCAAGGUUCAGAAAAUAAUAAUUCGACGAAACCUGGACAGGAUCAUCCACCAUCUCCUCAGAUCAGCUCAGAAAAUGGAAAAGGACUAACUGGACCUGAUGGUAAGAGGAAAAAACAAUCUCGCAAACCGCGUUCUACAAGGAAGGAACAUACUGAACCUGAUGAAGUAAGGGAAUGUCUUCCCUUGCAACCUGAAAGUUUGAAUUUAACAAGUAACGGUGAUGGGAUUGAGCCUCUAGCUGAGACCAAUACUACUUCGACUGACACAAGAGGAGUUUCCAAGAGAAAAUAUAGUAAGAAUGUUCGCACUACAAACUUGGAAAAUAAUAAUUUGAUGAAACCUGGACAGGAUCGUCCAUCAUCUCCUCAGAUCAGCUCAGAAAAUGGAAAAGGACUGACUGGAGCUAAUGGUAAAAGGAUGAAACAAUCUCGCAAACCGCGUUCUACAAGGAAGGAACAUACUGACCCUGUUGAAGUGAGGGAAUUGCUUCCCGUACAACCUGAAAGUUUGAAUUUAACAAGUAACAGUGAUGGGAUUGAGCCUCUAGCCAGGACCAAUACUAUUUUGACCGACACAAGAAGAGUUUCCAAGCGAAAAUGUAGUAGGGAAGUAUCUGAAAAUAAUAAUUUGAUGAAACCUGGACAGGAUUGUCCAUUAUCUCCUGAAAUCAGCUCAGAAAAUGGAAAAGGACUGAUUGGACCUGAUAGUAAAAGGAAGAAACAAUCUCGCAAACUGCGUUCUACAAGGCAGGAAGAUUCUGCACCUGCUGUGAGGGAAUGUCUUCCUUUCCAACCUGAAAGUUUUAAUUUAACAAGUAACGGUGAUGGGAUUGAGCCUCUAGCUGGGACCAAUACUAGUUUGACCAACUCAAGAAGAGUUUCCAAGCGAAAAUAUAGUACGAAUAUAAGCACUACAAACUCGGAAGAACUCCAGAGUACCACUGCGCAUUCUGGAAAGUCAUUGCUAACAGGAACUGAUGAUGUCAAACAUCAGCGUAAUGGUUCAUCUUGCAUGGACACAACGCAGUUACUGAUGACUAAUGUUGAAGAUGUUACAUUAGAUGGAAACACACUCUGCAACGGGAAAAAAGGUACUGAGCCGGCUGGAGUUUUUGAGGAUGUUUUACCUGUUCCUCCACAAGACAAUGAGCUGCAAAAGGUAAAACCUAGAACUAGAGGUACUUCUCAUUCGGAUCAGAAUUUCGGCAGAGCAGAUGAUGAGAUUCUACUUGUCCGCUCCACAAGCAAGAAACUAAAGAGGAGAAAACUUUUAGUUAAUGAUUGUCAGAAUAAAACCUCAUUAUCUCCGUCGGUCAUACAGGAGUCAGAGUUGUUUCCAGUAGUUACGCUUCAUGAUGGAAAUUCAGUGUUGUCUGCCAUGCAAGAUGAUGAGUUAACGUGCUGUGAUGGUGGGACUUCUGAAAAAUUGUCAGCUUGCAACAGAGAGUCCAGUCUUUUGCUGGAACAAUGUACUGCAGUGCCUACUGAAAAUGAGCCCGGAAGUGAAAAUCUAGUUGGAGGACAGACAGUUGCCUGUGAGGAGCUGGUGAAGGAAAUGGUUAGUGUUGACGCACAAAGUGGUAAUAAUGAUGAUGACACUUCUUUAGCUUCCUUAGUGCAAAAGAAAUUGAAAAAGGAGCGCCAAACAUCCAAGAGGGGUACUCGAGCCUGUCUGCCCUCCAGUUUGAUAAGGGGAUCUCAAUUGCUUUCCAAAAGAGUAAACCAACUUCAGGACGGAGACUAUACAUCCUCUGUUCCCAGUGGACUAGAUCCACUCACAGGACCAGAGGUGGCUUUUGAUAAACAACAAAGGGAAGAGGCAGAAGAUGACAACGUGGUCGGUGAUAUGACUCUUUCUUGUUUUGUGCAAAAUAAAUCAAAAAAGAGGCGGCUACAAUCUACCGAUAAGUAGUUCUUAAGUGUGCUGUUCAUUCUACGCAGUAAGGUUGGAGUAUAUAAAUGUGCAAGUGAAACUUCUUUUAUAGUGGCAUUGCUUAGAAACUGGCUGAAAUUGGUAUUUAUCUCGCGCUGGAUUUUAUUUGGUGAGAGAUGAUAGUCCCUCUCCAUAAUUCACAGAUCAAUUUCCCUCCAAGAGUUCGGGUUUGUAUAUAGAGUUGAGUUAGGUUGGUAUAGAGAGUUUUGAGUUAUUUGUGACAAACAAAGAAAUGAGAUUAUUGACUACGGUAUACAUUCAAUUUCUAAAUUAGUUUCCCUGCUCCAAAUAAAGACGGUGGAAAAAGUUCAAAGAGAAUGAUAAGAGGUAGAGCGGAUGUGCAUAUACUUUGCUUCCUGAAGAGAGAAAUUUUGAUGAGUUAAGGCUGUUUAUUAUUGGUUUUAUAU